GUAGUGUUGCUAACAGAUUAUUUCUUUAUUUUCACUUAUUAUACAGCGCUACGUUUGUGACUAUUUUAGUCAGUAAAAAGUGUUUAGUUCAAGAUUAAAUCAUUCAUGCAGUCCAUCAGUCAGGCAGGUAGGUGGCGGUAGUGAGCCUUUAGGUUUGUUCUGCGAUCCGAGGAGGAAGCAAGGGUAUCCGUAGUAACAGCACAGGAAGUGUCGCGCGACAGUUUAAAAACUGUAUCAAAUUUUCGUUAGCUUGUCUGUUAUGCUUAUAUCCCCGUAAAAUUUCCUUUUCCUGCCCUUUGUUCCUUUACACUGAUAAAGUAAGUUUUUUUUUAAACUAGGUUUAUUUACCCCGAAGCCCGAAGCAGAGGUUUGAAAUUGUGGAAGGUCGCGGUAGGUUUGUGUGUUGUUUUUUUUAAACGCUUCUCAGCUAAUUUACUGUCUGAAUAAUGCUUUUGAGAACGGGGCGUCCGCAGCAGCAGCAAUCCAAAGGGAAAAAACUCGUUCGCCCUAAAAAGGCAGCAGCUCCCAAGAAAGACUGGGUGAGCACUAUCAAUGACCUCUCUGUACACAAGCUGAGUCCUGCUGAGCUGUAUCAUCGACAUGAGAUCCACAAGUCUCACAAUAAAGCUGCAGCUUACUGGGAGCUCAGAGAGAAAGCCCUGAAACGUCGUGUCAGACACGCCGGCAGCUCCCCAGGCCUGAACCACACCAGCCUCAGCAUCGUCAGAGAUGUUUUCUCUGAGCAGCCGCUGCUGCACGAUGCGCUGGCGGAGUCUGACAGAGCCUUGGCUGUGGUCAAGGACCUGUUUGGAGACGCUCCACGGAGGCAGACUGGGCACCCCAGUGUGACUGUGGCUCCAAACUGUGACUCUGACUCAGAACUGCCUGUUCUCCAGAGACCUGAUCCUCCAACCCAACUGUCCCUCCUCAGCCAAUCCAUAAUGGAUCAAGAGGCACUUAAUGAAGUAGAGGUUUCAAGGGAAGAUGUCGGAGAUGAGGAUCUGUCAAGCAGUUCAGGGAGUCGAUUCAUCAGAAGGACAAAUAUAAGGAAAACAAAAUCCCAGACCAGAGCGACACAGAAACAAAAAGGUUAUCGUCUCAGGUCUCAUGCAGGAGAUAAAGAAAACAUCCCUGUGACCCCCAUCAGAUCAGGUAGAGCACCUGACCCAACUGCUCUCAACGCCACGGCAGCUGUUAAGCGUUUUCUGACAAAACGACGUUCAUCAGAUCAAAAUGAGGAAGAGGCUUCUGUCCUGGUUUCUCAGGUCCUGAAUCCCGAACUGCCUUCACGCCAGUCAGGAAGUAUAAGAAAAAACACUGAGAAGACCAGGAAGGGCGUCUGUCGGGCCUUGGAGCUGGAUGGCUCCUCAGUCGCGUCUCUUAGUGGAGACCAGUCCAGCCUGGGCCUGCUGCAGGACAUGUUGGGCCAAGUCAAGGCGGACUUGGACACUAUGAGUUCUGAUACAGCACCAGAACCAACAGGGAGUCCAGAACCCUAUGGAAGACAAGGUCUUACUGGAUUCUCUGUUUCCUUGGUCUCCACGAUUGGGCGCUUAGUCCAGCUCCUCAGAAAGAGAGAAGCUGAAGCUCAGGAAGAAGCCGAGGAACGGCGGCGACUGCAGGAGGAGCUGAAGGAGCAGCGAGGGCUUAUGGAUGCUCUAACAGCUGAAACCAUGACCCUGAGAGAAGAGGGCGCCGCCCUGCAGGCAGGGCUUCUGCAGCGGACAACAGAGCUGGAGCAGAAGCUGGAUUCUGUGGUCCUUUUGAUGAGUGAACUGGGAAUACUGGGAGAACAGACAAAACCAAGCAGAGUCUCUGAUGGAAGAGUGUCCCAGUCUUGUGUUUGUCAGUCUGCUGGUGGGGAUGAGAAAACACAAACUAGAGUUUCUCCUGCCGUCCUCCUUUCCCCACCUCAACAAUGUGACAACUGGCAACAAGGUCCUGGAGGUCAUGCGUUACCUCUACAGCGACGCCUUUCCCCGUCAGACACCCAGCGUUCCUGUGAAAACGUCCAGUCUCACGUCUCCACCUCCGCUCUCACUAGACGUCAGUCUGUCUCCUCAUCGUCACUCCCCUCUAAUCAGCCCGUCCUCCUUCCCUCCCCUAAAGCCAUGCUGGCUGAGAUCACUGAGCUGAAAAGGCAGAACGACCUGAUCAAGGCUCAGCUCAGCCAGGCAAAGAGCCUCAUGUCAGGGGUCGCGGGAUUGUCCGACAGCUGCAACGAGCUGAGCAAGUCGAGUCCAGCCAGCGGCGCUGGAGAGAGGAAGAUGACCGGCCAGCAUCUUCAGUCUCCAGAGGGAACAUCUUCAGCUUCUCAGGCAGCCUCCUCCAGCAAUUCAAGCGUGGAACAGCGCCUCCUGGAGCUCAACAGACAGAGCGCGGCAGCUAGGAGUCGACUGGUAGAGCUGAUCGAGCAGCAGAAGCAAAGCGCUUCGCUCAAAAUCUCCCCAUCCGUCUCCCCCAUCCCUUCCUCUGCCGUCAGCCCGAACGCAGCAGCUGAAGCCCAGAGCUCAGAGGAGUCGAUGCUGCUGCCUGAAAGGGAGUUUGGGUCUCAUCGACGAUAUGCUGGUUCUGAUGCAUCCAACAGUUUGAGUUUUGAGAGCAAGACUGGAGAAAUAAAGCAAAACGAGAAACGGCGAGAACGAGAAGGAUGGUUUUCUCUGGUCGCUCACACCAGAUGACACGAGGGAAAAGACUAAAUGAACCUGACAAAAAUGAAUGGUUUUUAUUCUA
Gambusia affinis (western mosquitofish) is the source of this 2733-nucleotide messenger RNA. RefSeq names its product spindle and centriole associated protein 1 (gene spice1). Gene Ontology annotation, biological process: metaphase chromosome alignment; mitotic spindle assembly; regulation of centriole replication. The transcript is spliced from 17 exons. Gene Ontology annotation, cellular component: centriole; spindle; centrosome. The record is from RefSeq and is a predicted model, not a curated record. Lineage: Eukaryota; Metazoa; Chordata; Actinopteri; Cyprinodontiformes; Poeciliidae. The coding region runs from base 447 to 2681 and encodes 744 amino acids.